AUGAAGGAAGGCAGCACCAAGGAGAGACAACGUAAGCGUCUGAUGUUUGCGAUCCACAAGCUGUCCAAAGGCUUGGGCACUCGCGAGGAGGACCGGCAAUGGCGAUGCCGUGUUGCCGCAAGUCUCAUCGCUACCUACAUCCAAGAACUCCAACUGCAUGGUGCAGAUGCGACACAGAGCUUCCUGGUCAAAAAGGCGGCCCGACGUGGCAAGGUCGUGCUCCCUUGGGCAACACCGAGUCGCAAAUCACGCAAGGGUCAGCUGCGACAAGGACGCCGGGCUUCAGGACCCACGGCCAACCAGCCCAGCAAGAAGGAGAAGAGAGUUCUGAGUCUAUUCCAGCAGGCAUUGCUCAACAAGGCUCUCGAGGGCGCCAAGAAGCGAAAGAGGAGGAACAAGGCCACUGACUACCGGCAACGCGAGUUCCCCGAGGAGCCAGUUAACUACGCCAUGAUGUUGCCAGGAUACUCGAAGCGCAAGCCCGCCAAAAUCACUCAAGAAGAUAACGACUACUUGCGUGACCUGCUGGCCAACAGGAACCGACAGAACAACCAGCUGCUCGACAUCCUUGCGACCCACGGCAUCUUUCCAGACAUCAACAAUCAGGACGAGGAGGUCCAGGCUGCCGUCUCGGCUGAAGACUACAACAAUCCAUCUGGCCGUCCUUCCAUGUUACCCUACAGAAAGAAGAUCCACGACUGCUUGACCAACAUCUCCAAAGGGGAGAGUCGCGAGCACGAGUACCUCCACGAAUACGCCAAUGAGCGUGCACUCCAGCUCGAGCGAUCCAUCGCAAGACUCAGAAAGAAGGAGAGGAAGGCAAAGUCUCCCAGAGAGAAGAAGAACCACGCCACUGCCAGGGCAUUGCGAUCCGUUGAGCGACGGUUUAUGAUGGUACUUGCUGUCGCCACUGGCCAGUUCCUCAGCAAUGAUGAGCUCGAUGGCGACUCUCUCUUCAUUCCCGAGACAUAG
Messenger RNA from Fulvia fulva, 972 nucleotides. RefSeq lists its product as uncharacterized. The record is from RefSeq and is a predicted model, not a curated record. NCBI's taxonomy places the organism in Eukaryota, Fungi, Ascomycota, Dothideomycetes, Mycosphaerellales, Mycosphaerellaceae. Bases 1 to 972 code for a protein of 323 amino acids. The transcript has a single exon.